Molecule: messenger RNA, 612 nt
Organism: Microthlaspi erraticum
Lineage: Eukaryota; Viridiplantae; Streptophyta; Magnoliopsida; Brassicales; Brassicaceae
Source: the annotation of a GenBank genome assembly
AUGGGAGAUGAAUUAUGCUCUCAUUCCUUGACUUACGAGGAGAUAGAUUCUGAAACAGUCGUCUACUGGGACGUGGUGGAUUUCCCGGUGACCGACAUAGAUUCGUUUAAUGAGAAUAUUAGAUUAGCUCUUGGUAACGCUGGUUAUCAUGGUAAAGUGACAAUUAGAGCUUAUUACGGUGACAAGAAACCGGAUGAGUCUGCCGGAAUCACCUUUGUAUCCAGAGCGUCAAAACGUGAUAGAAUGCAUAACAUGUUAUUGGACAUGAAUUUGUGGGCAUUGGACAAUGUUAGUUCUGCACCGACAAACUUGAUGGUAAUCACAAAAAUGCCGGAUGACGAUGAUGAAGACGAGACUCGGUUCGUGAUAUUCCUUGGGGAUUUGAAUUUCGAAUGCUACAAUGUUCUCUUAGCAUUGCCUGAUGACUACCGACCAGAAAACAUGCCGUUUGAUUUGAACUUCACAUCAUGGCGUUGGAGUGACCUAUGUGCUGGAGGAUAUCCUCUGGAGGAUAGCCUAGUCAAAAGUCUAAGAGACGAAGUCGACCUAAGAAACGAAAAUCCACAACCACCCCAACCCGAAUCCCAAGUCAUUUGUGGUUGUAAAAACUAA